Messenger RNA from Prosopis cineraria, 2017 nucleotides. RefSeq lists its product as uncharacterized. Bases 686 to 1792 code for a protein of 368 amino acids. The transcript has a single exon. NCBI's taxonomy places the organism in Eukaryota, Viridiplantae, Streptophyta, Magnoliopsida, Fabales, Fabaceae. The record is from RefSeq and is a predicted model, not a curated record.
UUAGGAUAGGAUAUCUAGUGGUUCAUGCGAGAAAAAAUGAUGGGCAUGCAGAGAGGUGAAAAUGCUUGACAGUUUUGAGAGAGAGGGUGAUGGAUUUCAAAGAUAUGAUUUGAGGGUGACUUUGGCGAAAGGAGAGAGACGUGGGUUUGAUUUUCUCACCAAAGUGAGAAACUUAGGUGAUGGUGGGGUUAGGGUUCUUUGAUUUGAUUUGAUGGUACAUCUGCAUGCAGAAGCAAAGCAAGCAGGAGCAGUAGAACAGUGCAUUCACUCAUUCAUGCAUUAAGCAAGCCAAUGACGAGUUUGUUCACUCACUCACUCAACAAUCUCUCAUUUCCCUGUUCCUUCUUUCCCUCCCUCCCCUUCCCUACACCUCAAUAAUAAUGCCUGCAUCGUCUUCUCUCUCUUUCUGUCUGUUCCUUCUUCUUUUUCUCUCUCUUUUUCCUGCUUGCCAAACGUAAAGGUGACGCCUCUCUUCUGUACUCCUCACUCAUCCCUUCUUUCUCAAAACAACCCCAAAAGCUAAAAAAAAACAAUCUCAUCUUUCCUUUCUGCUUUCACUUUCCUUCCUUCUUCUUAGUAUUUCAUUCAUCUUUCCUUCCUUCUUUUCCCACAAGGUCACUCCUGGUUUUGAUUUCGCUCCUUUUUUUGUGUUUUUUUUAUAUUUUUUUUUGGGUUUUGGGAAGCCAUGAAAGAGAGGAGAAGCAAAGGGGUUGAGGCGGUGGCUUACCAUCACGAUCAUGACUUGAUGGAUUACCAGUAUUACUCUACUUCUUCUGAUCUUCCUUGUAAGAGGCAUCCUUCUUCUUCUUCUGUAGGUAUCUGCGCUUACUGUCUCAAAGAUCGUUUGGUGAAGCUUGUGUGCUCUGAUUGUGGCGAGCAGAGGCUUUCCUCUUGUUCUUGCUCUGAGAUCUCUCCCAAUCGGAACUCCUGCACAGUCGAGGUCGGGAGCGUCGGGAGAGUUUCCUUCCUGAUCGAGAAUGAGAAGAGUGAGACCUUGAUUCCGCAUUCUAAACCUAAAUUGCAGGAUAAAGUGGAGGAGUUCGUGAUUCUCAGGAGGACCAGCAGUAACAGCGUCGACCUCAAGAGAAGUGGAAGGUUCUGGAGAAUCGGGAAAUUGUUCAGGAAGAAGAAGGAGAAGGAUUGCGGCAGAAGCGUUAUUGGUGGAUUCGACGAGAAAAGCGAUACAUGGGCUGGCGAUCACGGAGGCGUAUCUAGGUCCAGAUCUCUCUGUAGUUUCCGGAACGGCGGUGUAUUCGGAUCUGAAGAUGGUGGCGAUUCAAUCUUAUCGGGAGCCAGGAGCUCCAUUUCUGCGGCGAGAAGCUCCGGCGUGAACGGCGGUCUGCUUCUUGAAUCCGGAAGAAGAAGUGGCUACAGUGAAGCAGAACCCAGAAGGAGUGGAUUUGAUGGCGAGAAGAGAGAUUCAUUCAUGGACGUUGAUGGAGGAUUCUACGGGGUAAACAGACGCGUGUUUUCACUGAGAGAGAGUGAUUUCAAAGGCAUGGACGAGUCAAGAUUCAUAGACUUGAAGCUUGAUUUUUCUUCAGAAUCAAAACCAGAGUAUCCAUCUGCAAAACUGGGUGAUAGCAUGUCUGCAUUUGGGAGCACAAGAUGUGGGAAUUUCAUGAGCAACGAAGGAGAUGGAGAUUUAAGGAGUGGAGGAUCAUGUAGGAUCACUGUAAAUGACAGAGGAGUCAAGAGGGGAAGAAGAAGCAUGAAGAGUUGGCGAUGGAUUUUCAGGCACCAUGGAAAUGGAAAGAAAAAGGAUGAAGAAGAUCUGGUGUUCAAAACUUGAUGAUAUAGUAAUAGCAGAGUAUCGAUCAAUCAAACAAGAAUUGCAGGGCAAAAACCAACAAACCCAUCUUCAUUUGUAGCUUUUGAUUAGAUUAGUGUUUAGUCUGUGAUUUAAAUUCUCCUCAGUUGUAGUUUGAUCACUUAGUCAUAUUACAUUACCUCUCUUCCUCUCUGUAAUAAUGCUUCCUGGUAAAUGCUUACUAGAAAGAGCUCAAUACUUAAAUUA